CUGAAUCAACUACUCCGGAGGUUCGUCCUGUUUUUCUCUUCUGACCGCAUUGACACGGGAACUGGCAAUCAAUAUACUGGGUGUUUCUGCGUCUAUCGAGAUGCAUCUGGCUGAUUUGGUCGCAGGUUGACGACAGCACCAAAACCAUCAUCGUCUCCUCGUAUAUCGAGAACAAUCAACUUAAUUAACUACUUCUUUCUUUCGUCCAUCGCUGCCCUGCCCUGUUGCUCUGCCCUGCUCCAGGCUCCGCGAUGCGACUGUUCUCGGCUCCCCUCAUCCUUCUGCUGGGCGUUGCCUCCAGCUGGGCGGCCGACGAUGGCAAGACGACCAGCAGCAGCAGCGACACCACGACGGGCGAUGCCACUCUCAAGAUCAUCUCUGCCACGGGCGCUGAUGUGCCAACGGGUCCUUAUCAGACCUACUCGAGCACCAUCGUCCUCUCCACGACGGCCAAGGACGGCGAGGCAACCUCGACUACCAGCACCGCCAGUGGUUCAGGAUCCGACACAGCAUCAGCCUCAGGGACUGCCACGGGCAAUUCCACCGAUGCCAGCGCUCAUACUACCACUUCAGCCUCGCUCACCAUGCUGGUCGGCGGCCAGGGCGCGGGCACCACCACGCUAUCAGGCAAUGCGACCGCGACCGGUAAUUCUUCCAUGACUUCUUCGUCCACCUCGCAGACGCCGCUACCCACCAACACUCAGCCAUGCAAUGGCUAUCCCGAGUUCUGUGCCCGCAAUUACUCCAACAUCACCAUGGUCGCCGCACACAACAGUCCCUUUGUGCGACCAGGCAAUUGGGCCUCCAACCAGGCCCUGCCGGUGACCACUCAGCUCAACGACGGCAUCCGCAUGUUGCAAUUCCAAACCCACUGGGAGAAUAACACCAUCUGGCUGUGUCACACCUCGUGUGAUAUACUCAAUGCGGGCACGCUCGAGAGCUAUCUCGUCACCGUCACCCAGUGGCUGCGACAGAACCCGUACGACGUGCUCACCAUUCUGAUGGGCAAUUCAGACUUCAUCGGGGUGGGCAACUACUCAUCGCCGAUCGAAAGCUCGGGACUGAUUGACUAUGUCUACACGCCUCCCAGGAUCCCCAUGGGGGUCAACGACUGGCCUACCCUGUCGAGCAUGAUCCUGUCGGGCAAGCGUGUCGUUGUGUUCCUGGAUUAUCAAGCCAACCAGACCGAGGUUCCCUACGUGAUCGACGAGUUCGGCAAUAUGUUUGAAACUCCCUUCUCCCCCACGGACCGGAAUUUCCCUUGCACUGUCCAGCGGCCUCCGAAUCUGCCCGCCGACCAGGCAGAGGAUCGCUUGUAUAUGGCCAACCACAAUCUGAACCUGGAGGUCUCUUUUGCUGGCAUCAAUCUGCUGAUCCCGAACUCGGCCCUGCUGGACGAGACCAACGGCGUCAGCGGCUAUGGAAGUCUGGGCUGGAUGGCAGAGAAUUGUACUAGGGACUGGAACCGGCCCCCCAACUUCCUGCUGGUCGAUUACUACAACUACGGCACUCCCAACGGCUCUGUCUUCGAAGUCGCCGCGGAUAUGAACAAUGUUACGUGGAACGGCAAGUGCUGCGGUACCGGAACUUCUGGAGCUUCUGCUCUCUUGGGAGGAAGCAAGAACAUCUGGCUCGCAAGCUUGAUGAGUCUGGUUGUCAGUCUGCUUCUGUGAUUUGACUUCCGUGAUAGCAAGAGAGCUUCAGCACUUGGGUAGGCGUUCUGGGUAUAUAUAUGUUUUCUUGUAUAUGAUUUGUGCUCCAUUUUCCCUUCCCUUUCCUCUCUGCUAGGAUCAGGGUCGGGCAUAUGAGAGGUUACUCUAUAUCCUGCUUGGGUUUUUUGUUCCCGUCUUCUUUUUUGCAUAGCCUGAGCGUGGCCCCUACACAGUGCCCGUAUAUACCCAUACGCCUGCAUUGAUUAGGUAGCCAUAGAAGAGAAUGAUAGAAUAGACUAGUGUAUCAUAUUGUAAUGACAGUUUCACGGCGCUUGUUAUAGAGCUCCAACUUGGCUUCAAUCAUAAAAUAACGGGCGUCAUUCGAGGGUAGUUAAUAGUUAUACGAGGUCAAUUAGUAACGAAG
Molecule: messenger RNA, 2076 nt
Organism: Paecilomyces variotii
Lineage: Eukaryota; Fungi; Ascomycota; Eurotiomycetes; Eurotiales; Thermoascaceae
Product: PLC-like phosphodiesterase
Exons: 3
Coding region: 252-1673 (473 amino acids)
Biological process (GO): lipid metabolic process
Molecular function (GO): phosphoric diester hydrolase activity
Source: RefSeq, a predicted model, not a curated record